This is a messenger RNA of Paramecium pentaurelia, 1632 nucleotides long. The record is from the annotation of a GenBank genome assembly. Lineage: Eukaryota; Ciliophora; Oligohymenophorea; Peniculida; Parameciidae.
AUGAUUCAAUCAGAUAAACUAAAUAUAGAUGAAAAAACUUUAUUAGAAACAAUAGAUAGAAUCUCUGCAUAAUUAGAUUAUUUUGAGUAAAAAUUGCAGUCUAAUUUACAGGUCUUACUUCUAGUUGGUAAUACAGGAUCAGGAAAAAGUACAAUUUUCAAUUUUCUUUGUGGAGCUAAAUUCAAAUAUGUAGUUACUGAUGAUGAGGAAUAUUUAGAUUUAGCUAAUAAUUCUGAUUUAUAUUCAGAAAUGAAUAGUGGAAUGAAAUCAGUUACUAGAGAGCCUAAAUACUAUUAUCAUGAAACCAUUAAUCAUUUAUUAAUUGACUUUCCAGGAUUUCAUGAUACAAAUGGAGAAAUAGAUUAGUUAAUUAUUUAGAUGAUUUUCUAUAAAUUUAUUACAAGAUCUAAUGUAAAAAUAGCGUAUGUUAUCACUCAUCCCCAAGUUAAUUUUUUUGAGAGAGGUCAUGCAUUAUAAUCAUUUAUUAAUAGUGUUUUUAAAGAAAAAAAUGUUGAUAUCUCUAAACUUGCAUUAAUUUUAAACCAUUAUAAUGAUAAUAUGAAAGAAGAGAAAUUAAUUAUUAAUGUUUAAAAAUAAUUAAAAGAAAUAGAAGUAGCUAAGCAUGAAUGGAUUUCUGUUAUUAGAAGAAUUAAUAGUUAAGAAAAAUUAGAUGAAGUUUUCUCAGUUGAUAAUAGAGAAAAAUUGUGGUGUGAAUUAAUUACUGUUAAUGAGAUUUAAUUUUAACCUUAAUUUUUACCAUAUAGUGAUAGAAUUAGUACUUAUAUUACAGAAAAAAGUAGUUUAAUAUUAAAUUAAAUUUGUUAAUAAAUGGAUUAUAAUCUAUCAAUAAAAUCAAAGGAAUUAAAUGAUGAGUAAUUCAUUUUAUUGCAAAGUCUAAUAAAUUCUAUAUCACAUAUACUUUCAUAAACACCUGAACAUAUAGAAGAUUGGUUCAAUAAAUUUAUUAAUGUUUCAUUAGAAUUAUCUUCAACUUUCCAUUUUGAAAAUGAUAUAAGUGAAAAAAGUACAAAUUUCCUUAAAAUUUUUAAUUUCUUUUCAUUUUUCUCUGAAUUCAUUUAUGGAUAUUCAGCAUUUGAAAAACAUUGUAUAUAAGUGCAAUAGAAAUGUACUUAUUUCUUAGAAAAUUUAUAAAAAAAGAUUGAAUUACAAAGAGCUUUUGAAGAAAGGAAUAGAGAAUAAUAAAAUAGAAUUAAAGCAGAGUAAUAAUUUACAACAGAAUCAUAAAUAAGAAUAUAAAAAGAAUAAUUGUAUGCAUAAGAAUAUGAAAAUAGAAUUAAGUAUGAAUAAUAAUUAAAAAUGGAAUAAUAAUUAAGAACUGUUUUAGAAUAAGACAAAAAAGGAAUGGAAUAAUAAUAUAAAGAAUAUUGUGAAAAGUCUCUUUAAAUAUAAUCUAAUUUAUAAAAUUUAAUUUAAACAGAAAAAAUUGAAAAAUAAUAAGUAGAAUAAGAUCUUAAAAGAUAAUUGUAAGAAUUAUAAAAUAAAUUAAAUGAAAUGGAAUAAAGAAGAAAAGAAUGGCUAGAACAUAGAGCUAAGGGACCUCAUUUUGGACAUCAUGGACAUCAUGGUCCUGGACCUCAUGGACCAGGACACCAUCCAUGGUUUAAAAAAUGA